This is a messenger RNA of Sphaeramia orbicularis (orbiculate cardinalfish), 972 nucleotides long. Its product is annotated as papilin. The transcript has 7 exons. Gene Ontology annotation, molecular function: serine-type endopeptidase inhibitor activity. The coding region runs from base 1 to 972 and encodes 323 amino acids. The record is from RefSeq and is a predicted model, not a curated record. Lineage: Eukaryota; Metazoa; Chordata; Actinopteri; Kurtiformes; Apogonidae.
AUGACGUCAGAGCAACAACAAAACCAGCCUCCAAAACCAGAGUCAUCUGGUCAGUGGAGUGACAGCUCACCAGCGGACACGCACCGCAUCCAGGCUCAGACCGCAUCUGUCAUGUCAGGGGGGACAUCAGAGGACCCACGGACCCAGGAUGCGGCAAAAACGGUGCGCCUGUCUGACCCCACACCGGAGCCCACAACACAGUCUUUAAAGUGGUUUAUUGUGGUGUACGUGGUCCAAAGGUCAGUAGAGACAAACCCUCACUCUAUGUGGUUUACAACUGUCACUAACUCCAGGAAAGAAGUCACAACGACAGGCAGCAAGAUGAAGCACCUGCUGUUUUUUGGAAUAGCUUUUGCUGUGCUUCACAUUAGCAAUCAGCAAAGUACUCCAGAUUUCUGUCAAUUGGCUCCCGAUGAAGGUGAAGGCCCAUCCUUCCAGUUUGCCAUGUUCUAUGAUCCUGCCAUAGACAAGUGCAGUCCUUUCAUAUACAAAGGCCAAGGAGGGAACGCCAACCGCUUCAACAAUGAAAGAGAAUGUAUACGAAACUGUUCAGUCAAUGCAGAAGACAUCUACCCUAUGGAUGUUUCCAAAGCUUGCCACUUCCCCAAGGCAAACGGUAAAUGCAGUGGAAGGUUUCUGAGAUACUACUACGACUCUGUUUAUGACAGAUGCAGGAAAUUUCACUGGUCCGGUUGCUAUGGAAACGGCAACCGAUUUUUUGAUCAAAUCACCUGCAACGCCACCUGUGAUGGUAUCCACGAUGACAGAUAUGAAGAUGAGGACAUAGAGACAGACACUCCAAUUGCGAUCAUCUGUGGAGUUUUGCUGGCAGUCAUUGUGUCAGCCAUCUUGAUAACUGUCAUUGUCUUGACAGUGAAGUCAAAGAAAAACAAAGGUGAGAAGAAGGCGCCAGGGAGAAGUAAAGAACAGCAGUCUGACCUACCUCUUCAAGAGAGAGAAGACAUGUCAUGA